Molecule: messenger RNA, 2895 nt
Organism: Durusdinium trenchii
Lineage: Eukaryota; Dinophyceae; Suessiales; Symbiodiniaceae
Source: the annotation of a GenBank genome assembly
AUGAAGAAGUGGAAGCAAGAGGCCGAGGCGGAGCUCUAUGAGGGCGUGGAGAUCAAGAACCUCACCAGCAAAGCGCUCUCCGUGCCAACUACACACAUGCUCAAGAAGCUCCUCCUCGAAACCAUCAACGCCACUAUGGGUGUCUUCAAUGAAGCAGCAAGAAGGAAGAUCGACUAUGUUCACUGGCUGGACAAUCCUAUGCUUAUGAGCCUCUUCAAGGAGUUCUUCAAGGACCUGAUCCAAGUCAAAGGAGUGAAGAUUGAACUCCGACCUUUCCAUCUUGCAUCAGCAGAGCCGAAGCUUCCAUUGACAUCAUCAUACCUACGGAUGCAAGUGAGAGGCAAUGUGAAAGCAUGGGACAUUCACCCUCCAGAAGAUUUGCGAGAGAUGAGCUUCAGCCAGAUCAACGCAGCACUCGACGAGGAUGACUGGGCAAUCACCAUCUAUGGAGUGGAGCACGAUAUGGCACCUUCGCCAUCAACACCAGCAUCAAGGCCAAGAACAAGACCUGAUGAACCUGGUAUCGUGCAGCCUGCCCAGAACCUCGACGAGAUGGAUGAGAAGAGCAUAGCUGAUCUCAAGAGAACAGAAGAUGCCUUGAGGAAGUUGAUGAGAUUUGUCGAAAGCCUCACAGAAUACAAGACGAACAUCUAUGGUUGGCUGAAGAGAAAUGGCAAGUGGCGAUUCUUCCCUCGUGAGGAUGAUCAUGCAACGAAGAUCAUGUUGUGGGUGCAGCACAUCUACAAAGGUUUGAGCAAGCAUCAAGUCCAUGGAGCUCUACUUGGACGAAGCUUGCGGAACAUCAAGCCUCCAUCGAACACAGUUGGUCAUCUCAUCUCAUGGAUUCAUGGAGGACAAGGCUACGCCGUGCAAGAGCACUUCUCCGACGGAUUCUUGAAGAUGAAGAGGGUUUCCAACUACUCUCGUGAAGAGAUGUGCACCAUCUACUUGUUCCAUUAUCAUCCUGAUCCUGUGGAAGAGCCAGCAAGUCAGUCGACCAUCAACAAGGAUGACGACAAGAUGGACGUCAACGUUCCCGAUGACAGAGACGGCUACAUGAUCAGCCAGCAGGAGUUUUCAGAAAAGAUUACACCUGCACCUGUCCCUGCAAGAGAAGAUGAUUCCAGAUUGACACCAGCAGAAGUCUCAGAUCUGCGAUCCAUCCUAGGAGCACUUCUUUGGGUGACAGCGACACGGCUGGACGUGAUUGCGGAUGUUUCAGCACUACAAUCACGAGUGACAGUAGCAGAGGUCAAGGAUUUGAAGCAGGCAAACAAUGUGCUCAUGAAGGUGAAGGAGUUUGCAGAUGUUGGUUUGCACUACCGCUACUUCAGGACAAAGCAUCGACGACUAGUUUGCUUUCAUGAUGCUUCGGCAGCCAGCAAGGGCCGGAACUAUGCCCAGGAAGGUGUAGUCAUUGCUUUGGCCGAUGACGAAUGGCGGAACAUCACGAUUGACUUUGAGCACACCUGCGAGACUGAGGAGCACGAACUCAUGCUCAGCGAGAUGCUCCAUCCUCAACAUCCUCCAUCGUUGAAGGACCUCAUCAAGAUCCAGACAGCUGGAAAUCCAGAGAUGCCUCUGGACAUGUAUGGAGAUGCUAGAGAUGUCUAUGAGCUCAUCACAGGCAGCAAGACGAUGCCUCAGGACAAGACACAGCGGCUCUACGUUUUGUCCAUAAAGGAAGCACGAUUGGAUGGCAGAGUUCGAAUGGUGACGUUGGUCCCAACGAACUACAUGCUUGCCGAUUCCCUCACCAAGUCCAUGGUCCAUGAAAUGAUGCUGAUGUUGUUGACAACAGGUUUAAUCAGACUGCAUGGAGUGGAGAAGCAUCCAAUUGUGACAAGGGUUCUUCCGACCAUCGACUUUGACGAGCACGACCUUAUGCUGAAGGACGAGGAGAUGAUCCUGAAGGCAGAGAAGGAUGAGAGCAUGGUGCGAACGACACAUGCUUCAGUGCUUGUGGGACUGGCAGCGUUUGCCACUUCCAAGAAGAUGCUGGCGGCGAUGAUGCCGACUUUAGCAUUUGGAACUUUGGUGGAUGCGCAAUCCACUGAACCGGAGAAUCAAGAGCAGAAGAGCUACUUCUCCGUGUACCUCAUGAUUUUCAUCACGGUGAUUUUGGCGGUGAUGCUUGAGAGAAUGGUGACAAGUUGGAUGAGCAAGAAGAGAAGAGUCCAACAUGUGAAGAUCGAGUCCGACGACGACGAUGACAUGGAUGUCGAUCAAGAAGGAGAUCAACCAUCAUUCUCAGGAGCAUCCUUCCAACGGAAGAGGAAAGCAAGUCCUCGAGACACAUGGGAAGAUCUUGCACGAAAGGUCAUUGACGAGAAGGAGACGCUGAAGCGAAAGAACAAGAAAAGCGAAGAAGAUGCACACCUACAGCAACAGGAGAUCGACAGCCUCAAGUUUGACAAUGAAUGGUGGAAAGAUAAAUAUGAGAAGCUUGAGGAGAAGUACGAUGACAAGGACUUCGAGCUGAAGAACCUCAAGAAUGACAUGACAGUGGUCAAUGCAAGGAAAAUGGUGCUCGAAUCUACGGUCAGCGACAUGAGAGCUGGACUAGUGAAGCUUGAAGAUGAGAAUGCCGAAUUGAAGAUGAAGCUGGACAGAAAGACAGCAGCAUCAUCGGAGAGACCAGCACCGCUGACACCAAGGAUCACGGACAAUGCCGAGAUGGCCGGCGAGAUCGAGAAGCUGCAGAAGAUGGUCAAGUUCAAGGACCAGGAGAUCAUGAGACACCUGGCUCGCAUCAAGAGCUUGGAGCUGCCGGAAGCCAUCUUCAUCACGAAGACUGGCAAGAAGUUCCAUCGAGAAGGAUGUCCACAUCUGAGAGAGGGCGAACAUGUGAGGCCAAGAGAAGCCUUUGGCAAAUGCAGCAGCUGUUGCGGCUGA